UGUUGCAAAAUUUAUAUAAACCCAAGGAACCAGCGCGGCUUGUCAUUAGACACACAAGCGGUCAGUCUGUGAAGGCACGCACAUCACAGCUUCACCUUGCAAUCGCUUCGCAGCGUGCUAUUGAAUUCGGUCGAAACCAUUCAUUCGUUCAGUGGAAACCGCAACAAAUAAGUGACAGUUGCAUUUUUUAAUUUUUCUGAAAAGGCAAAGGGCGACACUUUUUUGUGACGUGCUUUUAGUUUUUUUAACCGAUUUCGAAAUUGGAAUCGGUAUGUGAACCUUUUUUGAAAUUUGCAACGUGGUGUUAUUGUCAAGAAACCUUUUUUUUUAAUCGAAGUGAUAUUGUUUUGUGGACGUCGUCAGUUUAGUUGGACUAAUCGAAUCCGUGAUUAACGGAACGAAAAUAUUCGUUAAUAACGCGUCCGAAUACACGGAAUUCACAACAAAUGGAUGAAUGUCAUUAAAACUCAAUAAAUACGUGAUUUACGUGAUUAGUUGAUGUGAAACAUAGUUGGCUGUUAUACAAGCGCAUAUCUUCUUAGUAGCCUGUGUUUAGUGUUCGAUCAAUUUAAACUGUAUCGAGUUAUCUUUUAAAAGAAUAAUUUAAGAAAUAAAAAUGAAAGACUUCGCUCAAAUUUGGAAUCGAGUGACGACUCGAAGGUACUCGAAUGUGAACCUUGGUGAUAGAGAAUUGUGUGACUUAUCAACGAAUAGAUUGAAACGAUCGGAUUUGAACACUUUUGAGUUGAAUUUUGCUGAGUGUGAAGGUUUGAACAAUAAAUUUAACGAUGACUUGGAUUUCAAUGAAAGACGGGACGCCAUCAUCAACAGACUGUUUGAGAGGCGGAAGAAGGGGCAAGUGGCGCGGCAGCCGAAAUGUCUGUUCCUGUUUCUGAUGCUUGGCUUCUUCGCACUAACAGCCGGCUGUUUUGUCUUGUUCCUACAUCCAUACGACUUCUUGUUCAGACAGAAAGUGGUGUUACAAGAUGGCGGUGAAAUAUUCGAGAUGUGGAGGAAGCCAGAAGUGGAUUUAUACUGCAGAGUAUACCUGUUCAAUGUCACCAACGCAGAAGAAUACAUGGCUGGCAAAGAAGAUAAGAUCAAGGUGAAAGAAGUUGGGCCUUAUGUGUACAAAGAGGGAUUGGAACACGAAAUAACGGGCUUCAAUGAAAAUGGCACCCUAUCCGCUAUACCCAGACAUCCUCUGACCUGGGUCGAAGAGCUGUCCGAAGGGAACAGGGAGGACGACAUCUUGUUUCUCCCUCACAUAGCAUUGUUGAGCAUAGCCAACGUGGUGGCGCAGAAGGACUUCGUGACCAGGUUCGGGCUAAACAACCUCAUCACCCUCACGGACAGCCAGCCCCUGGUGAAGAUGACAGCCAGGGAGUUCAUGAUGGGCCACGAGUCCAAGCUGAUGACCCUGGGGAACACCUUCAUGCCCAACUGGAUAUACUUCGACAAGCUGGGGCUUAUUGAUAGAAAACUGAAAUCUGGAGCCCUUAAAGAGAGGCGUGAAGAAGCAUUUUUGCAUGCCGGCAAGAUGUACGAUUUCAACGGCGACUACGAAACUAUAUACACGGGUGCUACGGACGUCUCUCAGUCAGGGUUAAUAGACACAUACAAUGGGUCACCUAAUCUACCACAGUGGAAGGGAGAACAUUGCUCCAAUGUACGAGGGUCUUCAGAUGGCACCAAGUUCAAAGGGGCGUUGGAUAGAAAUGAAAGCGUUCUGUUCUUCAGGAAGAGUUUGUGCAGAGCUGCACCUUUGAUACCAGUGGAAGAAGGCACGAGAAGUGGCUUAAGAGCUUACAAAUACAUUUUCCCAGACAACAUGUUGGAUAACGGCAAAUAUGUAGAGGAGAACAAAUGCUUCUGCAGAGAAGGCAAAUGUCUCCCGGACGGUCUAAUAGACGUGACCGACUGUUACUACGGAUUCCCUAUAGCACUAUCCUACCCGCAUUUCUAUAAAGGGGAAGAUGUCCUCUUCGAGAAGGUUGAAGGCCUACAGCCUGAACAGGAGAAACAUGAGACUAGGUUUUGGAUCCAGCCCGAGUCAGGCCUUCCUUUAGACGUGAGCUCCAAGUUCCAGAUCAACAUGGCACUGUCCGACCUAUCCAACAUACAGAACACUGGGAGAUUCUCCAAUAUGUACCUGCCUUUGCUCUGGUUCGAUAUUCCGAACGCGCUAACCACUUGCGCCAUCGAAUAUAUUACGUUUAUCUACUAUAUAAAAAUAAGUCGGGUUUUCCUUCCUGACGCUAUAACUCCAGAACGCACGAACCGAUUUCCACAGUUUUGCAUUCGUUGGAAAGGUCUCGGGCUCCGAGGGAGGAUGUACUCCUUGACACCAUCACUGGAACAGAGAUUCAAACUCUACCUCAACAUUCUACCAGUCGUGGAAAAAGUCGCAAUGUACCUCCUAUUUUUAACUGGCGCCAGUCUCAUACUAACCACAGUAUAUAUUCUAACAUUCAAGAUUAUGUUCAAAACUUUCGACCAGAAGAAACAACGCAACAUCGCGAUCGGAACAGAAGUAUGGUUAGAAAAAGAAGGAAAGAGGAAGAGCAGAGACAAUAUUGCAUGCGAUAUACCUCUUAAUGAUUCAGAAUCGGAUACUUCAGAUCCACAAUUCGAUCCAGAUAGAAGACCGUCGCUAUUAAAAAUACACGGUGAUAGAAUAAAAGUUUUAAGUCAUAAACUUAGCGAUAGAAUGUACGAUUCAGUUGGUAGCGUAAGAGAUAAAGUCAGAGAUGAGUUCACGCACGUUAAACAUAUAUUUAACGAGAAAAGAAAUUCUCUUAUCAACGAAUCUAAGUCAAAUGACGCUUACAAAAGCGAUUCAGGCGAAGAUGAUGAAGAAAACGGUUAUGCAGCAGUAGGGCAAAGCGAUAGUGAUGAUGAAUGUAAAUAUUUAGAAGUAGUAGAUGAUGGUAGCGUAUUCGAUAGAAAUGCGCCGUACAAACAGAACAACAAAAGGUUAGAGCAGCUACAGAAUUUAGAUUCAAGAACAGAUGAUGAUGGUGAAUUACUUCAUAUAUCUGAUUAAAUGUUGACUGCUUUUAAGUUAUGUUUAAAUUAUUAAUACAGGUAGAUUACAGCUACUUUCAAUAUGAAUCUCUUAUGCUGAAUUUCAUGUAAAUAAUUCAUCAAUGUCUUAGAACGUCUCAUUAUGUAAAGCUAUAUUUUUUUGGGUUUUAAUCUACCACAUCUUUAUUUAGUUGCCUAUUUCAUUAAAUUGUAAUAAUGGAAACACUCGAAGAUCAUUCCUGUUAUUCCUUAAUGAGGCGUUCAGUAUAGAUAAAUAUCAGUUUACCGUGGCUCAACCCGUUUUUGGGAUAGCAUCUAUUCCAAAAUCGCAAUAGUUUGUAUGGCAUCCAAGUACUUAAGACAUCCCCUUCGAUAAAUAGCUUAGACUUUAUACGACUUGAUGUGGCUAUGAUUUUGACUGCCGUCUUCUGGUCCAGAUGAAGUACCUAUUUUCGUCUUUCGAUUAAUGGAUGUAUCUCUUUAUCGUUAAGUUUACCGUGAGACUCUCUAUUUUCUUUUUCCCUUUAGCAAAUUUUUGUUAUCAGAACCAUUGUUUUAGUCAUUAACAUUGCGAUGAAAUUAAGUUACCUAAAUGUAGUAGUUUCACUAUCGCGUAAAGCUCAUAGUGAACGAUUUUUGAUAUUUUAUUUGUAACCAACUUUAUUACACACACAUUUCUUUUGAUUCUUAUAAUUUGAUGCAUUCUUAAAAGGGAAAUUAGAAAGCUCUGCUUAUUCAUAUCUCUUGAACGUACCUUAUUACUAUUAUGUAAAUGUGAUGACUGAUUAUUAGUUUUGCUCAAACUCCUUAGGUUAAGUUUCAAUUGGCCAUAUUGAAUUUGUCUUGCCAUCUAUCGGAAUUACCUGUUAGAUCAGAAUUUAUGAUACUGUGUAGGAAUAAAUCAGAUAUUGUACACUUUUUAAACUACCAAAACUACAUUAGACGACGAUGUUUUUUCUUAUAAUUAUAUAAAACAUUUCCGUUGUCAAAUGCAAUUUUAUCAUCGUAGAUGAUUAUAGUUUGAAGGGAGAAUGGGCGACCCGUAUUAAAAAUCUACUCAACAUUGACGCCGUUUGUGCUUUUAAUAGAUCAAAACUGUGCAUAGUUUAGAUAGAAUUAAAAAUAGCAGUAAACAAAAAAAACAUUAAAAUAUUACCUAACGCUUAUAUAUUGUGUAUUACACAAUUCAAUUAUUUUUGACCCUUUCACGAAGAUCUCGGUCAUCUACACAUUUAUUGUAUAUUAAAAAACAUAAAUGCUUUUUGAAGUUUAUGAAAUGUGCUUUUCAUCGUAAAUCGGCUAGUCAAUGUACAGUAGAUUGAUCAACUUGCCCAUUCUUCUUUGUGAAAGAUGUGCCAGUUUAUUAAACAUUUUCCAUAAUCAUCUAAAGUUCCUAUAAUUUUAUUUGUAUUUAAUACUAAUUUAGAUACAAAUUGCAUUCCAUCGCACAUUUAUUUUGAACCUUGAAAAAUGCAAAUUACAAUUUUUAAAUAUUGAAAACUCUUUGGUUAACUUGGCAUAUUGAUAUUAUGCUCGUAUAGAAUUGAUCAAAACCAGCAAUAGUUUUUCUAGAAGCAUUUGAAUCUAUACAACAAAGCUUAUUAAUUGGUUAUUUAUGAAAAAACUGAUAUGAUAAAAUCUCUAAAUGUUUGUGUCAAUUUCAACCCCUGAAUUUCGGUAAUUUAUCGUAUAUAUUUUUGCUGUGCCAGUGAAUUUAAAUGGAAAUCGGUAAUUACCCUAUCAAAAGUGUCUAAUGAACAAGUUAUGUCUGAUAUGAACAAAUUAUCUAAUAAUUUCAUUCUUCGAGAUAGGCAUUUUAAUUCCAUUUCUAUGUACUCUUAAUUUUUACUGUUAAAAAUGUAUAUUAUUUAUUUAGUAUUUGUUAAUUUUGGGAAAUCAAUCCAUUAUGCGAUCCCUAGACACUUUUGAUGUGUAUAUUAUGCCAAUAAAUAAAUGGGCUUGAAUAUUGCCACUCUACUUAUUUAAAACAAAUAUUGUUAAUUGUAAAAUCUCAUUUUAUCGGAAUUACCAUAUAGGUAGAACAUUAAAAUAUAUUUUGAUUUUCACGUAAAAACGGCAUCCUUGCCUAUUCAAAGACAAUUUUGAAAACAAUAUGAGAUUAUAAAAUUUUAGGAACACAUUAUGUUUAAAUAAUAUAAAUUUUCCUAAAUUAUUAUUAUUUAUUACGCUUAUGCUCUUGCCUAUUAAAUAAAAUAAAAAAAUGCUCAUGCAGCACUUUACUAUAAGACUUUUUGUAAGCCAAUACUUUUAUUGUGAUAAAAAUAAUAAUUAAAUAAUAAAAUGAAUUGUAUAAAUUGGGAAUAUCAAGUUAUUAGUUACUAAGGGUACCAUUUUGUAAAUAUAAUUGCGCCAUAUUUCUAAAUGUUAUUUUAAUUACCGAACUUUAAGCGUAUUGAAUAUAAAUAAAUUAGUCAUUUAAGUGUGUAAAAUAUAAUUUUACAAAGAUUUUAAAUAAUGGUUUUUCGGUAAUUAAUUUUAAUGUUUUUUGAAAUAGUAAUAAAAUUUAUUUUCAUAUUUUGUAUUAUUACUAUGAUUAUUUUCGAUAAUAAAUAAGUGGUAUUGUUAAGUAUUUAUCGAAUUAAGUUGGCACUUGGUGAACUACUUAUAAAAAUAUUAUUGAAAAUAAAAAGAAUAUAAUACUUAUUAUAUUUGUUUUCUUUUCUUUCUACACGUGUGUCCUAUAAAUACAUAAAUAUUGAAAUGAGUUUUCAUCUAUCAUCAUCACCUGACUAUGUCCCUACUGCUGGGGCACAUACCUUCCAUAUGAAUGGGAAUGGAGACUGGGUCAUAAACCACCACGCGGGCCCAGUGCGGACCGUGCUAACGACUGCAGAUGCAACCGGAAGCAACGGCUUAACGUGCCUAACGAAACCCGGAGGAGCUCGAGAUAAUAAAUUUUGGUCAACCAUCCAAUGAUAGACGCUUGCAAAAAUUGCUACAAGCAUUCGUCAAUAACAUUUCAAUCCAUCCUUCAAUUUUAAGCGAAUAAUUGAACAUCAAGUUCUCAUAUUGAACGCAAGAGAAUAAAAACUUUGGAAAUACUUUGAUGUAAUUAAUUUCAUUUUAUUGCAACGUAACAUUUUAUUAACACAUCUCUAGUACACAUUUAUUUCAAUAAAAUAAAUAAAUAAAAAGGAACAUAAAUUGAACAUUGAUAUGGAGAAAGAAUCAAAUAAGAAAUACGUCGUACAAGAAUUUCAAACCGUUCAUGAUAUAUUCCGUUUUUAUGAUACACCAGACCAAGUAACCGUAAAAUAAUAUUUGCACUGCCUUGUCCAGUAUCACCAUU
Chilo suppressalis (striped riceborer) is the source of this 6337-nucleotide messenger RNA. NCBI's taxonomy places the organism in Eukaryota, Metazoa, Arthropoda, Insecta, Lepidoptera, Crambidae. The record is from the annotation of a GenBank genome assembly.